AGAGAGAGAAAGAAUGACAAAGGUUGAUGAGUUCCAUCCUCAUCCAGUGAAGGAUCAACUUCCCGAUGUUGAUUACUGUGUUAACAGCUCUCCCCCAUGGCAUGAAGGGAUUUUACUUGGGUUUCAGCACUACCUGGUUAUGCUUGGGACCAUCGUCAUUGUUUCCACCAUACUUGUCCCUUUGAUGGGUGGUGGCAAUGUGGAGAAGGCUGAAAUGAUACAGACUUUACUUUUUGUUGCUGCCAUAAACACAUUGUUGCAGACGUGGUUUGGAACACGGCUUCCAGUGGUUAUGGGGGCAUCCUAUGCUUUCCUCAUUCCUGCUAUUUCCGUUGCUUUUUCUACCAGGAUGACUAUAUUUCUAGAUCCACAUCAGAGAUUUAAACAAUCCGUGAGAGCCAUACAAGGAGCACUUAUUGUUGCAUCAUUUGUUCAAAUCAUUAUUGGCUUUUUUGGAUUCUGGAGGAUUUUUGCCAGGUAUCUCAGCCCCCUCAGUGCGGUUCCCCUUGUCACUCUGACUGGCCUAGGACUUUUUGUAUUGGGGUUUCCAAAAUUGGCAAAUUGUGUUGAAAUUGGUCUCCCUGCAUUGGUUAUUUUGGUCAUCCUGUCCCAGUACAUUCCCCAAACUUUGAAAUCAAGAGGAGCUGAUCGAUAUGCAAUCUUAGUCUCAGUCGGAAUUGUAUGGGCAUUUGCUGAGAUUUUGACAGCAGCCGGUGCUUACAAUAAAAGAUCACCAAAUACUCAAAUCAGCUGCCGCACUGAUCGAUCUGGGUUAAUUAGUGCUGCUCCUUGGAUAAGAGUUCCAUAUCCAUUUCAGUGGGGACGCCCUUCUUUCAAUGCUGGUGAUGCUUUUGCAAUGAUUGCUGCUUGUCUUGUUGCAAUUGUAGAGUCGUCUGGGACGUUCAUUGCAGCGUCGAGAUUUGGGAGUGCAACCCAUAUUCCACCCUCUAUCCUUAGCCGUGGUGUUGGCUGGCUGGGCAUAGGUACUCUUCUGAAUGGCUUUUUCGGCGCAGUAACUGGAUCCACUGCAUCAGUUGAAAAUGCAGGACUAUUGGGUUUAACGCGAGUUGGAAGUCGGAGAGUCGUUCAAAUAUCAGCUGGGUUCAUGUUUUUCUUCUCUAUAUUAGGUAAAUUUGGAGCAGUUCUUGCUUCAAUACCAUUACCAAUUAUAGCAGCACUGUACUGCGUCCUCUUUGCUUAUGUGGCAUCAGCAGGCCUUGGCUUUCUUCAGUUCUGCAAUUUAAACAGCUUCAGGUCAAUGUUCAUCCUGGGUUUUUCUCUCUUCAUGGGUCUAUCUGUUCCACAAUAUUUCAAUGAAUAUCUGUUGCUAUCCGGGCAGGGCCCCGUUCAUACUGGCUCCACUGCGUUCAACAAUAUAGUGCAAGUGAUUUUCUCGUCCCCAGCAACUGUGGCAAUUAUAGUUGCUUAUUUGUUGGAUUUUACUCUCAGUCGUGGGCACAGCUCAACUCGCCGAGACAGUGGGAGGCAUUGGUGGGGAAAAUUCAGGAACUUCAAUCAGGAUAUCAGAAGUGAAGAGUUCUAUUCACUGCCUAUGAACCUGAACAGAUUUUUCCCUUCAUUCUGA
Gastrolobium bilobum is the source of this 1585-nucleotide messenger RNA. RefSeq names its product nucleobase-ascorbate transporter 4. Gene Ontology annotation, cellular component: membrane. Gene Ontology annotation, biological process: transmembrane transport. The transcript is spliced from 14 exons. The record is from RefSeq and is a predicted model, not a curated record. Gene Ontology annotation, molecular function: transmembrane transporter activity. Bases 14 to 1585 code for a protein of 523 amino acids. Lineage: Eukaryota; Viridiplantae; Streptophyta; Magnoliopsida; Fabales; Fabaceae.